AUGUAUAAGUCAUCGAGUGCUUUUCUGUUUUUGUUGCCGGCAACACUAUACCUAACCCUGUUUCCUGCGAUUAAUGGAGCCAAUAUUUUUGUUAUACUACCCACCUUUAGUCCUUCCCAUUUGAUCUUUGAAACUUCGGUGGCCAAGACAAUGGCCGAAAGAGGCCACAAUGUAACGGUGGUAUCUCUGUUGCCUCUGCGAGAGGAAUGGUUACAUCCUAGUAUGACUUACAUACAAAUGGGGUCGGUAAAAGGAAAUUCAGAUUUGUGUAUAUCAGCUACACGAGGAUUUGGCAUAAGAAGGUUUCUAAAUGCCUUGGAUCUGAUGGAUACUUUGAAACGAGCCAUGGCUGAAAUGCUGGAGCAUCCUAAAAUGCAGGAACUAUUACAUAAUCGCGACAAUAAAUUUGAUCUCAUUUUAUAUGGAUACAUGUAUAUUGACUUCGUCUAUGGUCUGGCAGAACAUUUUGAUUGUCCAGUGGCUUUGUUAUGGGCCAAUAUGCCUGUAGCUCCUUUGAUGCAGAUUAUAGGAAAUCCAAUGGAGAUGAGUUAUACACCUUUGGGUGUAAUGAAUUCCAUACCCUGGGAUUACAACUUGGGUCUUUUAUUUCGUGUGAAGAAUAUAUUUUCAAUUGCUGCAGAAUAUUUUAUGCUGUUGUUGAAUCAUUGGAGCAUCGAAGGAAUUUACAGAAAACAUUUUGGUCAAUACGCCAGCAUGUCUAAGGCCAAGGAGCGAGUUUCAAUGGUUCUCUUCAGCCAUCAUUUCAGUGAAAAACCUGUACCUUUGGUUCCAGCAAUGAUAGAAGUUGGCGGCAUACACCUCAACGAACAACCAGAUCCUUUGCCUAAGGACAUUGAAAACUUCAUAACUGAUGCCGAGGAGGGAGUCAUCCUCUUCACUUUGGGCACAAAUGUCAAGGAGGAUCAUCUACACCCUAAGACUUUGGAUAAAAUCUACAAUGUUCUUUCAAAAUUGCCCCAAAAAGUUCUGUGGAAGUGUGAUGAUGAGUACCGAAUACCAGGAAAUUCUUCGAAUAUACUUUUCCGUAGUUGGUUGCCACAGCGCGAUAUUUUGGCUCACCCAAAGGUGAAGUUACUAUUUGGACAUGGCGGCAAAGGUGGCAUAACUGAGGCGAAAUUUUAUGGUGUCCCCAUAGUGGGAAUGCCUUUGUUUGCCGAUCAAUUUUUAAAUAUGAACGAAGUGGUUGUUAACGGUUAUGGCUUGAUGUUAGAACAUGGUGAAGCCUUGAAUGAUGUUAUCAUCUAUGCAACGGUUAACGAAGUUUUAGAAAACAAGACAUAUUCGCGAAAUGUUAAACAAUUUUCAAAACUGUAUCGCGAUAGACCUUUGAGCAUUAAGGAUAAUGCUGUUUAUUGGUUGGAAUAUUUAAUACGCUACAAGGGGGCAUUGCAUAUGCAGAGUCCUCUGAAAACCAUGUCCUUUGUGGAAGCCAAUAACUUGGAUUUGUAUUUAUUGUUAAGUAUUGCUUUAUAUUUACUUUGGAGAAGUAUAAAAUUUUUCGCCAAAGGAGUGGUAGACCUUGAAACGCAUAUAAGCAAUUUUAAAAUUAAAAUGGAUUAA
This is a messenger RNA of Stomoxys calcitrans (stable fly), 1581 nucleotides long. Its product is annotated as UDP-glucosyltransferase 2-like. The transcript is spliced from 3 exons. The coding region runs from base 1 to 1581 and encodes 526 amino acids. Lineage: Eukaryota; Metazoa; Arthropoda; Insecta; Diptera; Muscidae. Gene Ontology annotation, molecular function: UDP-glycosyltransferase activity. The record is from RefSeq and is a predicted model, not a curated record.